AUGAAUUUCCUUAUUUACAUCCACUGUCUUCUAAACUUCUUGAGGCGAACCCGAAAGCCCAAUCGUGCAAGAAAUGCUGGCCAUGGUCACAGUGUUGCUUCAUGCCCUGCCAUCCCCGCCCACCAGCAGCCUAGCAAGUGUAGAGAGGAAUGCGGCCAGAAGCGUCAGAGGCCUCAUGGCGAGUCACAGCAGUGGAGAAAGCCAUUCAGGCGCUAUGGGUUCAUCACCUCUGAAACACUUGAUCGCGACGUGUUCGUCCAUUCGUCAAAGAUCUUGCCCAACAAUCCAACGAUCCUGUCAACAGAAGAUGAAGUAUCCUUCUUCCUGGCAUACGAUGAUGCAAAAGAUAGAUUGUAUGCCGAGAAGGUCGAAUUACUCGGUGAUCGAACGAUGUUCAAAUGUUUCAGCAUGUCACAGCCUUUUGCCAGUUUGCUGAUGAAGAACCAUAAGACGAUUGAAAGUCGCAAUUCAAACCUUUUCUUUCAAUCUAAAGGUUUGUUUGCGUUGCAUGUAGGCCGGAAACCAUGGAAGGAUAGCAAGUACAGGGACGUCCUGAUCAGCCAAGGUCUUACAGCAAGUCAGAUUUCGGAUCUAUGUAGCUUGCCAGACGACUUUGCACCAGGUGAUAUCGUAGGGAUAGUCGAACUAGGAGAAACAUGGCUGGGAACCUACGAGGAAAGAGGACAACCCAAGAUUGAAUCUGCGGUUGUCGCCGCCAGAGAGGACAUGGGCAAAUUUCUUACCCCGAUACUUCGCACUUACUGGCUGAAAAGACCUUUGACUGUUCCAGGCAAACCUGGAAUAUGGGAAGUGAGCAUACCCAACCAACUGCUACCUGAUGAGAUCGAAUGA
Guillardia theta CCMP2712 is the source of this 852-nucleotide messenger RNA. RefSeq lists its product as hypothetical. The record is from RefSeq and is a predicted model, not a curated record. NCBI's taxonomy places the organism in Eukaryota, Cryptophyceae, Pyrenomonadales, Geminigeraceae. The coding region runs from base 1 to 852 and encodes 283 amino acids. Gene Ontology annotation, molecular function: nucleic acid binding. The transcript is spliced from 2 exons.